This is a messenger RNA of Lodderomyces oxycetoniae, 807 nucleotides long. RefSeq names its product nucleoporin. Bases 1 to 807 code for a protein of 268 amino acids. Gene Ontology annotation, cellular component: membrane; endoplasmic reticulum. Gene Ontology annotation, biological process: membrane organization; endoplasmic reticulum tubular network organization. The transcript has a single exon. NCBI's taxonomy places the organism in Eukaryota, Fungi, Ascomycota, Pichiomycetes, Serinales, Debaryomycetaceae. The record is from RefSeq and is a predicted model, not a curated record.
AUGACAGCUGAACCAUCUACGGAAUCUAGUGCAAGUGCGUCUUCAUCGCCAGCACCUGCAAUCAAAUUUGAGAAGGGAAAGCUACUUCAAACAGUACAAACCACCCAAUUUGCGUGGUUUGUAGGUAAUGUCUUGACCAUAUUGGGAUUCUUGUUGUAUUCAUUGACAUAUUUAGAUUUUUUUCCAUCAUUUUAUAAACCAUUUUACUUUAUUACAUUGAUCGGGGUCUUGAUAUCUUUUGGUAUAUUAAUUUUCCAAUUGAUUCAAACUAAUGGAUUUAGAUUUACAUUAUUGAUCAAGGAUGAUAAUACUCAUUAUUUGUUGUUGGGUGGAUUCUUGUUAUUUCUCAGGCCCUAUGUUUGGAUAACUUUGAUUCCUUAUUUUGUGUUUUCGAUAUUUCACGUAUUGGCUUAUACAAGCGGUAACUUAUUGCCAAUAUUUGGAUUAGAAAAAAGCAUUAUAUCCAAGUAUAUCACUAGUUUUGUUAGUGCUAAUAAUGCGAAAUCUAUUCAAGUUGCCAGUGGCAUUGAAUUGAUUACAUUGAUUUGGCUCUUGAUUAGAAUGUUUACAUUUAGAAAAAGAUCAUUAAGUCCCGUGUUGGUUUAUUUGGUAUUUACUAAAAAGAGAUACGAAGUUAGUCCAUUUACCAGGAACUAUCUUAAGGUGAUUAAAAAUGCAAUUGACCAAUUUGUUAAUGAUUUGAAUCAGCCAAUCAUCAAGGAAGGCUGGUCCCAUAUUCAAAAGGUUUUUGCUGUGAUUGAUAGCUAUAAAUUGGUUAAUGAUUAUACUCUUGAGAAAGCGGAAUAG